CUAGUUUGGCAGCAAAUUGUUUGUUCCACAUGAGGAUGGUUCCUCCCGCUCGCUCCCAACCUUUGCAUCCCCGCCCAAGAAAGUGCAAAACAACCUGCGCUGGCUGCCCAUCUGUCACGCCUCCACCUCACCGUCUUUGCUGUUCUCUCCUCUUCCCUUCUGUUUUCAUUCUUGCUUUACCUGGUCACUCUUGCUGCUCUUCGCCCAACUUAUUCUGGUCUGUUGUCUGCCGCUUGAACUGUUGUGCCGACCACUGCUGUCUUGUUUCGACGGUGGUAUCUGUGCGGACUCGCCAUCAGACAUCCUUCCCACUGACUGACUGGUGCUGUGGCUCCAAAGUCGCAGAGGGGUGGACAGGUCGUAAGACAUAGGGCAUUUUCAAGGAUGUUGGGACUUACACGAUCAAAGAAUCAAUCGCCCUCGGACGACUCCUUCCCCACGGGUCAAUUCCUCGUGCUAGCAAUAUGCCGCCUCGCCGAGCCUGUCGCCAUUACAUCCAUCUUCCCAUAUGCCUGGCUCAUGGUCAAGCAGUUCGGCAUGGCUGACCCCUCCUUCUGGGCAGGCGUCCUCAUUGCCUCUUUCUCCCUCACCGAAGCUCUCUGCUCUUUGCUAUGGGGAGGACUCUCGGAUCGCAUAGGAAGAAGGCCAGUUCUACUCUUUGGUUGCUUUGGAACAAUGCUUUCACUGUUGAUCGUCGGCUUUUCCACAAACUUUACCAUGGCUCUUGCAGGUAGAGUUCUCGGAGGUGCGCUGAAUGGCAAUGUUGGCGUCAUACAAACCAUGGUCGGUGAGCUCACAACCAAGCCAGAGUGGGAGCCCAAGGCAUAUGCCAUCAUGCCGUUCGUAUGGGCCAUUGGUACAAUCCUUGGACCUGCAAUCGGCGGCAUUUUCGCCGAUCCUGCAGCGUCUUACCCAGAUGCCUUUUCCAAACAAGGGCUCUUUGGUCAAUUUCCUUGGCUUCUCCCAAACCUCAUCUGCGCUUCGCUCAUGCUCGUUAGCAUCCUCAAUGGCUACUUGUAUCUGAGGGAGACCCACCCCGAUCUCGCCGGUGCCCGCGACUCCAGCGUCUACCAGAAUGUUCCCGAACAAACCCGCAUGAUCAGCGCCGCAGGUGCCACUGCUGACAAUGCCGUUGAUCUGAGGCAAGAAUCGUACGGGACGUUCAACGAGAUUGACGUCCCAAAGAAUGAUCAAUGGCAGCUCAACGCCGAUGGGACUUCGCGCGAACCGUCCAUCAGCGAGAAGGCCUCCCCGAAGUGGCUUACCAAGAAAAUCGUGAUGCUGACGCUGGCGCUCUCGAUCUACACGUACCAUUCGAUGUGCUACGAUCACCUCCUCCCCAUUUUCUACCAGGACAAGGCCGUCAACCAGAUCUCCAUCGCGGCGAGCGGCCCGGUGGACAUCCCCGGCGGCCUCGGGCUGUCCACCCGAGAUGUCGGGGUGAUCAUGUCUGUCAACGGCGUCAUCGCGUUGUUCAUUCAGGCCGUCAUUUUCCCCUGUGCCGCCGAGCGCCUUGGUGUUUGGCGCGUGUUUGUUCUCGUCACCGUCCUGCAUCCCGUGGCGUUUUUCAUCGUCCCCUACCUAGCCCUGCUUCCCCCCACCCUGCUCUACCCGGGCAUCUAUGCCUGCCUGACGAUCCGAAACUUCCUCUCGAUUCUCGACUAUCCGGUCAUCUUGAUCUUACUGAAGCAGGCGAGUCCGUCUCCCGCCUACCUGGGCCGCAUCAACGGGCUGGCCGCUUCGGCGGGCGCGGCCUGCCGGACCGUGGCCCCACCCGUGGCGGGCAUUUUGUAUGAAUGGGGCUCUUCCAUCGGGUUCACCGGGCUGGCGUGGUGGUUUGCCGGGGUUGUUGCCAUCCUCGGCGUGUUCCAGCUGUGGUUCGUUCCCCGGGAGAAGAACGAAGCCGCCGUGGUCAAGUCGAUUGUUCCGUGUCUGGACCAUUCCUCCGCCGAAAGGGUGUCGGACGUGGUUGACGUGACCGUGGUGGGCGACGAGGAGUAUGCUUAAAACCGGGGAGGGCUGUUAGGGAAAGGAAAAAAACAGAUACCAACUGGAUUUGAGACUGUUAGAUGAUGGUGUUAUCAGGCGGGGCAUUUAUUUAUUCGGUUUUGGAAUGCACGGCGUUUCUGGUCAGGAUGGAUGCAGGAACCCCAGGACUGGGUCCAAUGGAGCACAACAGGUGGAUUUUGUGGGCAGGGCUGAGCAUGGCGUUUGUGGAUGGGAGGCGAGGCGGGGCGGGGGCAACAAACUCGGGCCUCAGAACCGCGAACCUGUACGGGGUAAAAGGGCCAUGAGAACACGAGGCAACGCGGCGUGGGAUUACAGGACGGACGGAUCUUUUGGCUAGGAGGAGUUUUGGUUUUCUCAUGCCUGGGACCGGAGAAUUAGAUACACAGCACAGGGUCAGGCGUAUGCCUGCGUAGGUAGGUUGGUAGGUAGGUGGGUAGGGAGGGAGGUAGGUAUGUAAGGAAAGGGACAACAAUCAAUCGAAAUGCA
Cladophialophora immunda is the source of this 2496-nucleotide messenger RNA. RefSeq lists its product as uncharacterized. The record is from RefSeq and is a predicted model, not a curated record. Gene Ontology annotation, biological process: transmembrane transport. The transcript has 3 exons. Bases 385 to 2007 code for a protein of 540 amino acids. Gene Ontology annotation, molecular function: transmembrane transporter activity. NCBI's taxonomy places the organism in Eukaryota, Fungi, Ascomycota, Eurotiomycetes, Chaetothyriales, Herpotrichiellaceae.